AUGACAGCCAUACUGUCACUGUUGUGCUCCGACCCACUUGUAGCAUCGUGCUCGCCACGAAGAAGUGGGGAUUCUGGAGACGAAAACUACCUUCUCGAUUCGGAUUCAUGGGACUUGUGUACGGAGUCGACCUCCAGGGAUUGUCAUGAAAACAAGGUGUUGACGAGAAGUGUCACCGUUUGGUCGGAUGACAGUGGCAAAGGCGAGGUGAAGAGGACCAGGAAGUUUAAAAGGCUUAUGGUAAGUUUGAUUUUAAAGAAAAAGAUAGGGGGGGAUGAAGGAGGUAGAGGAGAACUCCUGUAUAACGAAGUUUUCAAGGAUUUCAAAUUUGUUUGUCCGGUGAGGGCAAAGGUAUAGUAACAGCUAUGAUAAAGGUAAAGGCAGAGAUAGGAGUAGAGGUAGGGUCAUAUGGGCUAAGGUAGGUGUAGGUGUACUGAUAAGGGUAGGGGCAGUAAGGGUAAGGAACGUAGGUAGAAGUUGGAGUAGUAGAGGCAGGGUAUUUUUACUACUAGAGCUAGGGCGAGAGUUAAAACAAGCGCUAGGGCUCUGGGCUAGGGCUCUGGUCUAGGGCUCUGGGCUUGGGCUAGGGCCAGGGCUCUGGGCUAGGACUCUGGGCUAGGGCUUUGGCCUAGAGUUUUGGGCUAGGGCUGUGGGCUAGGACUCUGAGCUAAAGCUCUGAGUUAGGGCUCUGGGCUAGGGUUUUAAAUCUGAAAAACUAGUUCAAAGUACAAUACGAACAAAGUCUAAUUUUAAAAAUAUAACACUGAGUCAUGUUAUUCAAUGCUCUAAUGGUUCAAAGAUUGGUCAGCACUUGUCUAAGAUCAGGUGACUCCGGCCGAAUUUGUUUUAUUUUUACUUACAAUUUGUUGUUUUAGAACAUGGUAGGCUCAGCACUAAACCCAUUAAAAUGGUCGAGGGAAUGGAGUACGGAUUCGGUUGAUUCUGGCUAUUAUGGUUAUCAACCUCAUCGACCAGGCCAAGCUGGACCUUCAAGAACUGUUAGUUUUGCUGAUCGGCCUUCUACUCGAUACCGGAUCUUGAGUGAGGUAAGAGGGUUUUUAAUUUUAUAAGUUUUGGUAAAAUACGGGUUUUUUUAUUUUGCACUUUUAAGUUUAAAAACUGUAAAAAAAAUUUUUUUAAUUUGAAUUUUGAUUUCCGCGCCAAAUUUGGCAUUAUAUUUUAUAGUCAAAAUAGGCUUUAAUUAAUAUUAAAGGGCUCAAAUUAAUUUUAAAAAACUGUUUUUAGCUUAUAAAAACUAAACUUCACUAUUCUUUAUACUUUUUGUAAAAAUUUUUUGAACUUAUGUUUUGGCGCCAAAUUUGGCAUUAUGUUUUAAGUUCAAAAUGAGGUUGAAUAAAUUUUAAGAACCCUUUGUUUUAGCUUAUAAUAACUAAAUUUACUAUUUUUCAACUUUUCUUCUUUUGAAAUUAUAUUUUGGCGCUAAAUUUGGCAUAAUGUUUUGUGUGGGAAAUAGGCUUUGAUUAAUCUUAAAAACCCUUUGUUUUAGCUUAUAAUACGUAAAUUUUAACUAUUUAAUUUUCAACUUUUUUUGUAAAAAGUAUUUGAAUUCGUAUUUUGGCGCUAAGUUUGGCAUUACGUUUUUUGGCCGUAAUAAGCUGUUAAAAGUCAUGAAAAAUAAUUUUAUUUUUUUAGUUAAAAAUUGAUUACUAUUUUUUGAACUUUUGCGUCAUAUUUGGAUUUUUCGUAUUUUAAGGCUUUUAAAAAUCUAAAAAAAAUUAAAAAUACGUAAUAAUUUUUAAAAUAUGCUUAAAAAUAGAAAAUAAAAUUGUUUUUAAAUUUUACUUUUAAAUUUUUAGACUGAAAACUCAUCGGACGAAGACUCAGAAGUUCAGCACUUUGCCAUAGUUGAUAUAGGAAAGAAGCCCAAAUGGAUAUCAGAUGCCAACAAACUGGAAGAUCGUGGUCGAUGGACGAAAGACAAGAAGCCACACAGUUUUGACUCAACUCUACAACGACGUCGAAGCAUAUCAGCUCAACGUACCUGUCGCUUGAACCGACGUGCUUACAGUUUGAACCGAGUUAUCGAGUUAAAUGCUGCUGUCAGGAGGAAUGAAUACGCUUCUAAAAUGGCGAAACGACCGGAGAGCUCGUAUCUUGGUGAGUCUUGAAGGGUAGUAUUCAGAAUAUAGGAGUUUGAUAAGAAGGUCAGAGGUACGACUGAUUAGGGUAAUACUAGAGAAGAGGUACGUUAACGUAAUAAUGAAGUAGAGAUAGAUCAAGAUGAUAUUAAGGUAGGGUACUUUUAAACAAUAAUACACUAGGGUAGACUAGAGUAAUACUAAGUCGGUGCCUACGAUGAGGAUAAGGGUGAGGUAGAGUAGAAUCAUACUUGGGUGAGGGUAGACCAGAAUAAUGAUAGGAUGACAGGGUAGAAUAGGGAAAGGUAGGAUAGGAUAGGGUAGGGUAGGGCACGGUAGGGUAGGGUAGGGUAGGGUAGGGUAGGGUAGGGUAGGGUGGGAUGGGGUAGGGUAAGGUAGGGUAGGGUAGGGUAGGGUAAGACUUUAUUGAUUUUUUUCAUUUUUAGAAAACUCGACCCACCUGAUGAGAGACUAUGCUGAAUAUAGAGACUACAAAGAGCCCAUUUUCUAUUCAAACGCUGAUGAUGACUAUGGUGAUGUAGAACUAUAUGAAGAUAAUCAAACUUAUAAUUAGUGAGUUUUUGGGCUUAAAAAUUUCAUUUUGAAAAAUUUUUCAAUUUUAAAAAUUUUAAAAUUUUCAGCCCCUCCCGCCUCCAACUAGAACAAGAAAAUGAGGUUCCGCCACGACCUCCAAAGCCACGUUCUUUGCAUCAAAGUCAAGAUACGAACAGUUACUAUAUCAAUGAAGUAAUGGCACCACCAAGACCACCAAAGCGUACUAACACGACUAGUGUUGUGUGCACGCAACCAACGCAACUUCGGCAACUUCGACGCCAAAAUCACACUGAAAUUAUGUAA
Bursaphelenchus okinawaensis is the source of this 2957-nucleotide messenger RNA. NCBI's taxonomy places the organism in Eukaryota, Metazoa, Nematoda, Chromadorea, Rhabditida, Aphelenchoididae. The record is from the annotation of a GenBank genome assembly.